AUGAAGACCUUUACCACCCUCGUGGCUGCCUGUGCAGUUCUGUACUCAGUUUUCUGUCCGGUCGUUGCUGGCCCUCUACCUGAGAUACACGCCGAAGGCCGUCAAUUCGACUCACGCUUCGCUCCUAUUGCUCGCCCCGUGUUCCCUCGCAGCUAUUGGGACAACGUCACGGCGACCGACACGACUCCAGCCCCAAAGGCGCAUAAACGCUCCUACCCCGCCGGACCCUCAGCGUCCGCCUACGUCUUCCAUGCUAGACACUUCGGCCCAGAGGCCUAG
Molecule: messenger RNA, 279 nt
Organism: Letharia columbiana
Lineage: Eukaryota; Fungi; Ascomycota; Lecanoromycetes; Lecanorales; Parmeliaceae
Exons: 2
Coding region: 1-279 (92 amino acids)
Source: RefSeq, a predicted model, not a curated record